CUUCCCUUCCCGACGCCUCUCGUGUUCCGCAGGCCGCUGGAGUCGCUGGGCCCGAACGUGGGCAAGAUCUUCAUCCAGGCCAAGGACGACUCCUACGAGAAGACCCGACAGAGCAUGGAGAAGGCCAAGAGAAAGAACGCAAUGAACUGUGUGAAGGAGCUGAAGUCCAGCUCGAGCUUCGGCGGCCGCCUGCGCCCGGCCAUCGGCACCUCGAAGAAGUCGACGACGCUGGUGGUGCCGCCGCCCAAGAAGGAGGCCAUCGCCGAGCUGCCCUCCAACAACAGAUACAACCCCAAUCACAGCCAGAACCACAGCCUCAGCACCCCCAAUAGCAAAUCCCCGCACAGAACGGCCUCGUCUGUCGCCGCCGCCCCCAGCGCCGCCAGUGCCACAGCAGGCAAGCCCCCCCCGCCGCCGCCCCCCAGCCACCCCAACGGGAGGAAGACCAACCCCGAGCUCGUCGGGAGGCCGCUCAGAGAGCGAAUCAUUCAACUCUUAGCUGUCAAGAAUUACAAGAAGGAAGAAUUGAAAAAUAGAUUAUACAGUGAUGGCAUCAAAGAGAGGGACAAGCGGCAACUGGCGGGGGUGCUGAACAGCAUGCUGAGCAACGUGUCGCAGGUCAGAGACAACGUGCACCACCUGAGCCGACACCUGUGGGCGGAGGUGCGAGAGGACUGGCCCUUCUACACAGACGCCGAGAAGCAAGCCGUGAGAAAAAAUAAACCUCAGAGUUUAACUCCGCCGGGGAACGACAGUGGGCACUCUCCAACGCCGGCGCUACCGCUGUCUCCGUCUCCGUCUCCGUCUCCGGCGUCCCAGGGGCUCAAGCGGCCGCACGAGGAGGUGUUUGACCCCACGGCCAAGAGGCCCCGCUGGAACGCCUCCAAGUUCACCAAGAGAAAGUUCGAGAAUAAGCUCGAUUCUCAGACGGCGUCGCGCCUGGAGCCGCAAAGCGACGUGAGGGCCGAUGCCAAGGCGGACAGUAGAGGCGUGAGCAACGGGCGGCACCACCUGGCCAAGGACGAGAGUCCGCGUGUUAACGGCACGAUCAGUCCGGCGGCGGCACCGGCGGCGGCACCGGCUGCGACGGCGACAGCAGCUGCGGCGGCGGCGGCGGCGGCAGCGGCGGCGGCGGCGGCAGCAGCAGCAGCAACGAGCAAAAGCGCGCCCACGACCUCGCCCGUGAGGCAAAGUUCCCCUCGGCACCGCCACAACGGCAUCAGCACUCGCCAAUCCUCAGGAAACCAUUCGCCCAUCAACGGGAUCUCCAAUGGGCUCACCAACGGCCACGGGAAUCCGCCCCACAGGACGAAUGGCCACGCACGAGUGGAGUCCUCCUCCAUCCCCAGCUCCUCGCCCGACAGCCAUGGAGGCGACGACGUGGACCCAGAGUACCUCAGGACCUACACGGCAAUAGUGUCAACAGACCAGCGAAGUCGGUAUAAAGCGGUCUUCAACGAACAGUAUCAGGAAUACCUUCGGCUGCAUAGCUACAUUGAAGAGCGGACAAGACCUUUCAGCGACCUCGAUGAGCGCCUCAGGAAUGAAACGAUCGGCUCUGAGGAAUAUAACACCAUCCGUGCUCAGAUCUUGCAUGAAUAUCAGGCCACGCAGCAAGACAGUGUGUACCAACAGAAGAAACAGCGGUAUGACUACCUGCAUGAAAAGUUGACGUACAUCAAGAUGCUGGUGCUAGAGUAUGACAGGAAGCACUCCUAGCACUGGUUUUGACGCCUCGCACAGCCGCCACUCUCCCGCCACCGCCGCCGUGCCCAGCCCACAGCAGAAGCAGCCCCCCCGAUGCCCCCUCAUAUGCCCCUCGCUGUGGAGGCCCCAGGUGGGGGAAGGAUCUUUCGUGGUUUGCGUGGUUACCAAACUGUGCCUCAGCCCUCAUUGUCAGAGCAAUGAAAGUGGAAAAGAGAAAGAGAAAAGGAGAAAGGGAAAGAGAAAAAACAAGAGAAAGCAAGGGAGAAAAGGGAGGAAGACAGUUUAUAUAUAUUUGUGUGUGUAUAUAUAUGGAGGAAUGUUUUUGAAAAAGAGCAAAAAUGAAAUGGAAAAGAUUUUGCCUGAAGGUGGCUUUCUUUUUAAAUUUUUUGGAACGGACUGUGUAUAUAUUAAAGAAAAAAUGAAUAAAAAAAAGAAAUAAUAGAUUUAAAAAUGUAUAAAAAUGUAUAAAAACAGAAGAAAAAGCAGUUUGUGAAUAGACUGGGGCAUUUUGUGACAAUUGUGGCUCACCCACCUGUAAGAGGAUCCCCUCCCCCAGCAAUUUUAAAUUAUUGGUUCCCUUCUCUCUUUUUUUACUUACUGGUAUAUAUAUGAAGAAUGUGGGUUGGGUGUGGUACAGCAAGUGGCUGUGAUUGGUACAUUUGCGGUGUGUACGUGUUUGUAUGUAAGCGUUUGAGUGUGUGUUUGUGUACGCGCAUGUGCAGUGCUGUGCCAAGAAUUCGACGAUGACACCCGCCUGUACCUAGGUGUGUUCCCAAGUACUUUCCCCAUCCCUCUCCCUUUCCCAUCUGCCUACCCCCUAAAUACUUCCAACUAUGUUCUCCCAAACCUGUGCUUUGCUCUGGUUGAGUCCAACACACAUGACAAGAAACUGGUGCAGUAGUGUUGUUGCUGCUGGUGUUGAAAAAGAUGGACUCAGCCAUUGUUCCCUUUGCCCUCUCCCCUCCUACCUCUCUCUCAUCCCCACACUCUCCCCAUCUCCCAUAUUGUACCUAGACAUUAUCUUUGCAAACAAGAGGUGUCUGGCCAUGUCAGCCAUCACUCUUGCUGGCACCAGUUGUCUCAAGGAGAGGAACCGGGAAGGUUCUUCACAACCCACACUGAAGCCAGACCUGCCAAUUAUUGUAUAAAGUGAAGUGGAAUAGGAUGAUUAUAUUAUAUAAAAAGUAUAAAACAAAAAGUAUUCUAUUUUACUAGAGUACUCCUUCAGCCAUGGACAAGUGCAUGUUGCCCCUUCGCACCAUAAACGUCAUAUGAAUGUAUAUUUUAUAUCAUUCCAAGAGGAGAUGAGGCCCCAAGUGUGUAGCUCACACUUCAGUUUGAUUGGUCUUGGAAAAGGUUGAGAGAGGAGACUCGCUCUGAAACAGCCCCAAGUGUCGGUGACAUAUUUGUGAUACCAGACAUCUUUGCUUCACUUCCCUUUUGGUUUAGGAAGUGCCAGUGUUGUAGUCACCUUCAAUGGGGAUGUGUUCGGGUAAGUGAACCCCUUGACGCAUUCUUCUGUCUUUGUGGAGGAAUGGGGAAAGUGUCCAGUCCUUCCACCAAGCUCAAUAGGUCUGGCCUCUCGCCUCGAAGAACUCGGUUGUUUCCCCUCUGCCUACCUGCCCAGCCAAAAUUUGGAGUCCAGUGCAUCCCACUUCUCCCAUCAUCCUUUCCAUCCCCUCACAUCAUCUUUCCCUCCCCCAUCUGCCCAGUAUUGGAGGAGAGCAGGGAAGACCGGUUUGUGGAACUGCCGCCCAUCCACUCAAAAGUCUUUUGGUGACAUGACUUUGCCUUGUGAUAGUGACCCUUUGACUGAUGACAAAGCAACUCCCAUUGACUGUUAGGAAUGGACUCGGUAGAAUGGACUAUUGAAACACAAGACAAGCAACAGACAAUACACACAAAGGACAAUUGUAUAUGCCAUUGUUUAGUGUGAUUAGUAUGAGAUGUUUGGUCCUCCAGGCACUAAGGAGACAGUGGGGUCUUGUCUCUGUUCUCUAUAAGAUUUACUUUGCUCUUUUAGGCCUAGAUAGAUUGUGGUAAGGCAAAUUUUGCUCAUUUUUUUUAAAGGCAUCAUGUAUAAGAAUUAGAGAAUAAUUGUGGUUUCUCAUUUGUCCAAUUUUCUGGUACAUUGGUAUGUAAUUGUUCGGCUUACAAAAGUAAUUUAUAAAGAAAGCAAGAGUGAGAAUUUGAGAGAACUAAGAAGAACUAUAAAAAGGAUUUUUGUAAUUUAUUUUUAUAUAGUAUUUAAAAAAGUUGAGUCCAGUAGAAUUUAGCAUGUGUUUUGGCGUUUGUGUUCAGUGGAUGGCUAUGAUUACAAUUGCUAGCCAAGAAGAUUCCAAGGAGACAUGUCUCGCACACGUCUGUGAUCUUCCUUAUGGUUGUGAACACGGCAUAACCCAGACAGUGGUGUUCCACAGUAGUGGAAUGGUAAUGUGUGGGAGCAUUAUGGUGGCCAUCCCUGCCUACCAUGUCGUGCAGUUUUUUUCCUAGCGGAUGCUAUUCGCUAAAAACAAUGGCAUUGUAGAAUCUAGAACAUAUCCCUUGUCGAAAGGAAUCCUGUCUUGGCAUGAGUUAUGUCCAUGACACCUGACAUCUUCC
Messenger RNA from Penaeus indicus, 4308 nucleotides. RefSeq names its product RNA polymerase II elongation factor ELL-like (gene Su(Tpl)). The transcript has 7 exons. The annotation marks the transcript as partial. NCBI's taxonomy places the organism in Eukaryota, Metazoa, Arthropoda, Malacostraca, Decapoda, Penaeidae. Gene Ontology annotation, molecular function: cis-regulatory region sequence-specific DNA binding. Gene Ontology annotation, cellular component: transcription elongation factor complex. The record is from RefSeq and is a predicted model, not a curated record. Gene Ontology annotation, biological process: positive regulation of transcription elongation by RNA polymerase II; snRNA transcription by RNA polymerase II; transcription elongation by RNA polymerase II.